Messenger RNA from Esox lucius (northern pike), 6177 nucleotides. It is a transcript of the gene gucy2f, whose product is annotated as guanylate cyclase 2F, retinal. Bases 1113 to 4439 code for a protein of 1108 amino acids. The record is from RefSeq and is a predicted model, not a curated record. The transcript has 19 exons. Gene Ontology annotation, biological process: cGMP biosynthetic process; intracellular signal transduction; protein phosphorylation. NCBI's taxonomy places the organism in Eukaryota, Metazoa, Chordata, Actinopteri, Esociformes, Esocidae. Gene Ontology annotation, molecular function: guanylate cyclase activity; ATP binding; protein kinase activity.
CACCUGGGAGCAAAUUCACUUCAACUGUGGGGCCUUUAUCAUUGCCACCUAAACGCUCCAGACCAAUUAUUACUCGGUGCGUGUGUUCGAAUGAAACAAGCUGUCACCAUGGCAAAAGAAAACGGUGUGAACAUACAUAGGAGCAUUUUAUUUUAUAUAAGCUACUUCAAGUUUUUCGUUUUCGUCAGUUUUAUAGGGAGUAUGUUUCAUUCGAUUUCUAAACACGCUCUCUGUAAAUCAAGAUAUACAUUAAAUAUAUAUACUCUAGGCCUACUAGACUAUUGACGGGAAAGACGUGGAAUGACAUCGCUAAUAUAUAUCGUCUUGACGGCUUUCUUAUUCGGUAAUGUGUUUCUGCCUCUCAAACGUACGUUGACAAUCCUCUUACAGUGUGCCUUACCGAAUAUGGAUUAGGUCCGGGUGCAGCACUACGUUUUGCCUACAGGUCACUUUGAAAAGACUUUGAUUGAAUGGGCGUAGGUGAUUCUGACCUGGUAUAACUUAUAUUUUCUAUUAAUAACAUAUUCACUAUAAUUACGUUAUUGAAACAUUUGCAGAAUGUACCACUUUGUUGGGAAACCAUAGACUAUGUUAGUCUGCGUUUCAGCAACCUGUUGAGCAUUAGGUAGCCGUUAGUUUCCAAGGAGGACACUUUACAAGAAUACAUGAUGUUGACCUGCUUUGAAUCUGAUGAGCUAACUUGAUAAGGUAAGAAAACGUUUACUUUUGUCACACAACAUGUAUGUGUGUGGAGUGUAGCUGUGCCAGUCUCACGAAGUGCUAACAACGGGAUGUAAGGAGCUCUCCGGUGUGCUGAAGUUAACAGACCACGGAGAUUCAGGCCUGCCUCAGCGUCACAUCAGAAGGACGAAAAUGACACGAGCUGCUGUGUCUUCAACUGGGCAUGACAUUGCACAUGAAUGAAAAUAUAGGGGGGGAAACUACAAGGGGGAAGUGGGGAACACUCGGUGGGGUAAACUAGUUGUGAAAAACUCUCUUCGGACGUCUCAGCUUUCAAGGCCAAGAAAUACGAUGGUGUCUUUGGUUUGGAUUUCAAUACUUUGAUGUAGGAUAACAUCACAGUUCACCAAUACGAUUAAUAAAGAAGGACAAUGCAACAUAUUCCUCUGACUGUUGGUGUGCUAUGGGAGUUAUACAACUAUCCACAUUGCCCCAUUUUCAAGAGCAGACACAGCCUCGCCACGCUGCCUUUCUAUAAAUUUAUUCUAUGGGUCCUGCUAGGGGUUUUGACGUUUCCAUGCUGUGUCCAGUGUUUAAUUUUCAAAGUGGGGGUCCUUGGGCCAUGGAACUGUGACACGGUGUACUCCAAGGCACUCCCCGCAGUGGCCGCUAAACUGGCCGUGGGCAGAAUAAACGAAGACUUUAGUUUAGAUUUGGGGAGCAAAUUGGAAUUUGUGAUCCUUCAAGAAGCCUGCGAAACGUCGAAAGCGUUGACCACUUUUGUUUACUACGAAAAAACGGUGGACGCCUUCGUUGGUCCGGCGAAUCCAGGAUACUGUGACGCAGCAUCACUUUUGGCAAAAAACUGGGAUAAAGCAAUCUUUUCCUGGGCCUGUAUUAACUAUGAGCUGGAUCGGAUCAAGGGCUACCCAACCUUUGCACGGACUCUUCCCUCACCUACACGUGUGUUGUUUACGGUGUUGAAGCACUUUAGGUGGGCCAAUAUCGGCAUUGUGUCUUCUAAUGAGGAUAUUUGGAUGGACACCGCGGGAAAAUUGGCCAACUCCCUGCGGAGCCAGGGGCUUCCAGUUGGCAUAGUAGCGUCAGUGGGAAUUAAUGAGACAGAGAUGGAGAGUACACUAAGGCGAAUCCAGGCGGCUGGGGAGAUCAAAGUGAUCAUCAUGUGCAUGCACUCUGCUCUGAUUGGUGGGGAGCAGCAGACGGCCUUCCUGCUGAAGGCCCAAGAGAAGGGUCUGACGCAGGGCCGCUACGUGUUUGUGCCCUACGACACCCUGCUCUACAGCCUGCCCUACACCAACACCUCCUACUUCCCACUGAAAAACAACACCAAGCUGCGGCAGGCCUACGACGCUGUCCUUACCAUCACCGUGUCCUCAGAGCUCAUGUCAUUCAACGAGGCACUCAGCAUGGCCAAGAGGUUUGAGGAACUCACCGUAUCAGUGGACCCACAGCAGGUCAACCCCCUGUUCGGAACCAUCUACAACGCUAUUUACCUCCUUGCCAAAGCUAUGCACAAUGCCAGGAGAGCUGGACGGUGGCUCUCUGGGAGCAACUUGGCUUAUUUCACCAGGAAUAUGACGUUCUCUGGCUUCAACCAGAAGAUCCAGAUCGACACUGAAGGGGAAAGCCAGACCAGCUAUGUCAUCCUGGACUCAGCUGGAUGGGAUGCUCAGCUUUACCGGUCCCAUCUAGUGGACCUAAGCGCUAACACUGUUCACUUUGCCGGCAAAUCCAUUCACUUCCCCGGGGGCUCCCCUCCCCCGUCUGACUCCAGCUGUUGGUUUGAGCCAAACACUAUCUGCACUGGAGGUGUGGAGAUAACCUACAUCAUAGUAGUGUUUAUGAUCAUCUUCAUUAUAAUCGUGGGAGGACUCGUUUUAAGUAUAUUCGUAAGGAGGAGAAUCCAGCAGAUCCAGCUGGUUAAGGGGCCCAAUCGGAUCCUGCUGACAUUAGAUGACCUCACGUUCAUCAACCCUCAGCUGAGCAGGAAGAAAAUCACUCUGGAGGACCUUAGUGAAUCUAAAAGUGUUAUCGACGACAGCAGUAUGCAUUCCGGUGAACAGCGCCACUCUGUGAACAGCAUCACUACAGCAACACAUGAGACCACAAAUGUAGCUGUCUAUGAGGGCGAUUGGGUGUGGCUGAAAAAGUUUGAAGAAGGCCAUUUCAAGGAAAUCAAGCAGAGCUCAACCAAGAUUUUCACAAAGAUGAAGGAUCUGCGAAAUGAGAAUGUCAACCCAUUUCUGGGGUUCUUCAAAGACUGUGAUAUAUUUGCUGUGGUGACGGAACAUUGUUCCAGAGGCAGCCUGCAGGACCUUCUGAGGAACGAUGACGUCAAGUUAGACUGGAUGUUCAAGUCCUCUCUGUUGCUGGACCUAAUCAAGGGUAUGAAGUACCUGCACCAUCGGGAGUUCCCACAUGGCCGUUUGAAGUCACGGAACUGUGUGGUUGAUGGUCGCUUCGUUCUCAAGAUCACAGACUAUGGCUUUAACGAGCUGCUAGAAUCCCAGAAAGCUCCCAAAAGUGUAGUUCCACCUGAAGAUCAGUUUUGGACAGCUCCAGAGUUCCUCCGAGACGUGGAGAUCUCUCGCAAAGGGACCUAUAAAGGAGAUGUGUAUAGUUUUGCCAUUAUACUCCAAGAGGUGGUUGUGCGAGGGGCUCCUUAUUGCAUGCUGGGUCUGGCUGCUGCUGAAAUCAUACGUAAAGUGAAAAAGCCUCCUCCCAUGUGCAGGCCUACAGUGGCACCAGACCAGGCCCCUCUAGAGUGUAUCCAGCUGAUGAAGCAGUGCUGGAGCGAACAACCGGACCGCAGACCAGCUUUUGAUGAGAUCUUUGACCAGUUUAAACUGAUCAACAAGGGCAAGAAGACCAACAUCAUUGACUCCAUGUUGCGGAUGUUGGAGCAGUACUCAUCUAACCUGGAGGACCUCAUCAGAGAGAGGACAGAGGAGCUGGAGGUGGAGAAACAGAGGACAGAGAAACUGCUCUCUGAGAUGUUGCCUCCGUCUGUGGCCGAGGCUCUGAAGACUGGUGCAACAGUAGAGCCCGAGUACUUUGACCAGGUCACGAUCUACUUCAGUGACAUCGUAGGCUUCACCACCAUCUCCUCUCUCAGUGACCCCAUCGAGGUGGUGGAUCUGCUCAAUGACCUGUACACACUGUUUGACGCCGUGCUCAGUAACCAUGAUGUUUACAAGGUGGAGACCAUUGGUGACGCCUACAUGGUGGCGUCUGGUCUACCAAAGAGGAAUGGCAACAAACACGCGGCAGAGAUAGCUAACAUGUCCUUGAACAUCCUGAGCUCUGUGGGAACCUUCCAGAUGCGCCACAUGCCUGGCAUGCCCAUCAGGAUACGUAUUGGGAUACAUUCAGGGUCAUGUGUUGCUGGGGUUGUGGGUCUGACGAUGCCUCGGUACUGCCUUUUCGGGGACACAGUCAACACUGCCUCUCGUAUGGAAUCUACUGGGCUGCCUUAUAGAAUUCAUGUGAACAUGAGCACUGUGAAGAUCCUGCGCUCCCUCAAUGAGGGCUAUAAGAUAGAUGUAAGGGGCAUGACAGAGCUCAAGGGUAAAGGCAUUGAAGAGACAUACUGGCUGGUUGGAAAACAAAAUUUCAACAAGCCUUUGCCGAAGCCUCCUGAGAUAAGACCAGGGGACAACUGGCAGGAGAUGGUUACAGAGGAGAUCAGAACAAUAUUUCGCAAGGCCAACCGACAGGUGGACAAGCCUAAAAUCUGAGCAGACAAGACACAGAGAGAGAGAGAGAGACAAAAACUGUGAAAGGAGGAGGAAACAUCCAAAGAGAGAGGGAGAGAAAGGGAUGAUGGACUGGAAGACAGAGGGCAUGGACUGGCCUGCUCACUGCGGCUUAUAUGGCCAUCGUUAAUAGGAUUGCCUGGCUGUUGUCUGUGUAAUCUGCUUGUGGCCAGCACAGCAGAAAGGGAAAGCACUAAUGUAAUGAAGGUUGUUGUGUUAUCGUCCUGCGACAGGGAUAGUGCAUUUCUUCUUAAUGAACAAUGCACUUAUGUCUCUGGUCUCACAUUGGCCACUAAGUGGCUUCGCGUCAUUGGAGUUGAGGCCCCAGUGCUCAAUAGGAGGAUCUAUCACUCUAACAUGGUACUGUAGCUUUAAAUCACAUGCAUAAGGGAAAUUAUUUUCUAUUUAUUUAUUUUUUAAUCUUGAAAGAAGCACUUAUCUUCACUGCAAGAGAGUAGUGGAUGAUAUAAGGAAGUUAGAUAGGCAAAGGAAAAAUCUUAUAUUAAAUAUUUAAGUAUGACCGAAAAGCUAUGUAAGGAUGCAUACUUAGCAUUGCAAAAAUGGAAGAGAAUAACUGCGGUACAUCUAAUGUAUUGUCAAUGGACUACAGGUUUGUUGGCAACUAGAAUAAUAAUAAUGUCUAUAUUGUCUAUAUGUCUAUGUUAAUAAUGGUAUGUAUGACAACAAGAGUGCUAUUUGGGGACCAAGGUCCAAUGCAAAAAUAUGUUUUUAUCUGAACUGGAGAUUUCUACGUUUUGUUGAUGUCUGUAUCUUUUUUAAUAUGGAUGCUCUAUCUGUUUGUUAUAGAUUGUCUGCCUAUUGUUUCCGUAAAAGUCUUGCCAUACAGAUUCUCAAUAGACAAGACAAUAGAUUGUCAAGUAUAAUGUCAAUGCCUUCAUUGGCAAGAGAACCACCCUGGUUUGGUUGAAGGUAUGACUGUUGAAUGAAAAUGAAUGAGUAUACAUUACAGGCUGUAUGGUAUGAUCAGGGCAGGGAUUCGUAGCAAGCCAUGGCGGGAAUGUUCAUUUGUUUUACCUCUGCUUUAGGGUUACCUAAACAGCAUAAAUCAUGAAUAGAUCAUUACCAAAUAACAUGACCAAUGAUAUAUGCAGAUGGGUGUUGGAUUAUAUUCUAAAUACUUUUGAGCGUUUGUCUCAUGUGUAUUACCUGAUUAUUUUGUCUAUUUCUUAAACUAAAUAAUCUAGUCCAAAUCUAAAUAAUCUACAGUAUGCAACUUUCACUUUGAAGAGGCAUUAUAUGUUAUGAUAUGAUUUGUCUUGGAUAUUUAUGAGACACAAAGACUUAUGUGUAAUUGGUAUUUUUAUUUCAAUAAAUCAAUUUUGCUUCAAAUGGCUGUGUGAAUAUCUAAGAUCUUAUCACCUUUUAAAGUGCAAAUGUGAUUGGUCAAAUUACCCAAUAAUACAAAUAUUAUCAUUGGGCUGCCUGUGUAAACACAACCAAAUAUAGAACAGUGUUUCCACCAUCUAGAUAAAAUUAUAUAAGUAUUCCCUGCAUGUUUCCUAUGUUCACCAGAAGAUGGCGCUGAUAUCAUAUAAUUUGAUCGUUUUGUCCCUUUCCUGUGUUCUUUCUCUACUCUAUAUACAGAUUGGCAUGUAAUGAACUAAGACUAAUUUGUUUAACCCCACAUUCUUGUAAAUGUCUGUAUUUCAUUAUUGUUUAUGUUGCUGAAAUGUUUCAGAAUCAGUUUUGUCCGUUUUAA